Messenger RNA from Colletotrichum chrysophilum, 1131 nucleotides. RefSeq lists its product as uncharacterized. The transcript is spliced from 3 exons. The record is from RefSeq and is a predicted model, not a curated record. Bases 1 to 1131 code for a protein of 376 amino acids. Gene Ontology annotation, molecular function: catalytic activity. NCBI's taxonomy places the organism in Eukaryota, Fungi, Ascomycota, Sordariomycetes, Glomerellales, Glomerellaceae.
AUGAGUUCAACAUCAGACGAAGCAUCAGCACUCACAGAUUCCCAAGACUCCUCCUACCUCUCCAUUCGCCUGAAGAACUCAGAGAACCUACCACCUCCUCCAUCCAAAACAACCUCUUCGAAGACCAAGAUGGCCCCCAAGCUUAAGAUCGCUGCUAUCCAAGCCGAGCCUGCCUGGCAGGACCUCGAGGGCGGUGUCAACAAGUCCAUCGCUCUUAUUGAGAAGGCCGCCAGCGAGGGCGCCAACGUUGUCGGUUUCCCUGAGGUCUUCAUCCCCGGAUAUCCUUGGAGCAUCUGGGCCAAGUCCCCCACCGACAAUGCCGCCUUCAUGGACGAGUACUUCCGCAACUCGCUUGUGAAGGACUCGGAUGAGAUGAAGCGCAUCUGCGCAGCUGUCAAGGAAGCUGGUGUCUUCGUCGUUCUUGGUUACAGUGAGAGAUACAAGAACACUCUCUACAUCGCACAGUCUUUCAUCGAUGAGAACGGUGUCAUCGUCCACCACCGCCGCAAGAUCAAGCCCACCCACGUCGAGCGCGCCUACUGGGGUGACGGCCAGGGCGAGUCCCUCCAGACCGUCGUUCCCAGCACUGUGCACCCCGACGUCCGCAUCGGCGGCCUCAACUGCUGGGAGCACACGCAGACCAUGCUCCGCUACUAUGAGUACGAGCAGAACGUCGACCUGCACGUCGCCAGCUGGCCUCUCAUCUGGCCCCAGCCCAACGACAAGGACGGCAACCCGGACCCCAACUGGCCCGGCCACAUCACCGACGAGAUGUCUCUGCGCUUCUCCCAGAUCGUCGCGCUUGAGGGCGCCUGCUUCGUCAUGGUCUGCACGCAGAUCUGCAAGGACGAGUCGGCUGCGCGCUGCCGCAUCGACGACUUCGGAUACGCCAACAACCACCCCACGCAUGGCGGCGGCUUCAGCAUGAUCUACUCUCCCUGGGGCCAGGAGCUCGCCACGCGUCUGCCGCCCAAUGAGGAGGGCAUCCUCUACGCCGAGGUCGAUCUUGCUGAGAAGGCCAAGGCGAAGCAGAACCUGGACAUUGUCGGGCACUACUGUCGCCCUGACCAGCUGAGUCUGCGGGUCAACAAGUACCCCGCCAGACCUGUCCACUACGCGGCUGACCCCUGA